Molecule: messenger RNA, 322 nt
Organism: Staurois parvus
Lineage: Eukaryota; Metazoa; Chordata; Amphibia; Anura; Ranidae
Source: the annotation of a GenBank genome assembly
CUGUAGUCUUCUGGGACCUGUCAUGUCUGCAGUCUCUGGUCAUCUCCUGUACUGUGUCCGCAGUCUCUGGUCAUCUCCUGUACUGUGUCCGCAGUCUCUGGUCAUCUCCUGUACUGUGUCCGCAGUCUCUGGUCAUCUCCUGUACUGUGUCCGCAGUCUCUGGUCAUCCCCUGUACUGUGUCCGCAGUCUCUGGUCAUCCCCUGUACUGUGUCCGCAGUCUCUGGUCAUCUCCUGUACUGUGUCCGCAGUCUCUGGUCAUCUCCUGUACUGUGUCCGCAGUCUCUGGUCAUCUCCUGUACUGUGUCCGCAGUCUCUGGUCAU